Molecule: messenger RNA, 1216 nt
Organism: Lolium rigidum
Lineage: Eukaryota; Viridiplantae; Streptophyta; Magnoliopsida; Poales; Poaceae
Product: WRKY transcription factor WRKY51-like
Exons: 3
Coding region: 88-1011 (307 amino acids)
Biological process (GO): regulation of DNA-templated transcription
Molecular function (GO): DNA-binding transcription factor activity; sequence-specific DNA binding
Source: RefSeq, a predicted model, not a curated record
CAAACCCAAGAAGAAACUCAACCCAGGACAGCCAGGGGAGCCAAGAUCUGCAGCACGGCCACACAGGACAGAGUGACUCCGGCGACGAUGGCCGUGGACCUGAUGGGCUGCUACGCCCCGCGCCGCGCCGACGACCAGCUGGCCAUCCAGGAGGCGGCCGCCGCCGGCCUGCGCAGCCUGGAGCUGCUGGUGUCCUCCCUCUCCGCCGCGGCGCCGUCCACCAAGGCGCACCAGCCUCAGCAGCCGUUCGGGGAGAUCGCGGACCAGGCCGUGUCCAAGUUCCGCAAGGUGAUCUCCAUCCUCGACCGCACCGGCCACGCCCGGUUCCGCCGCGGCCCCGUCGAGCCCCCGCCAGCGCCCAAGGCGGCUCCGCCACCCCCUGCUCCGCCGGCGGCGGCUCCCGUGACGGUCGUGGCGCCUGUGUCGGUGGCGGCGCCGUCGCUCCCGCAGAAGAGCCUGACGCUGGACUUCACGAAGCCCAACCUGGUGAGCAUGUCGGCGGCGACGACUUCCGUGACGUCCACGUCCUUCUUCUCGUCCGUGACCGGCGGGGAGGGCAGCGUUUCCAAGGGCCGGAGCCUCAUGUCGGCCGGGAAGCCGCCGCUGUCGGGGCACAAGCGGAAGCCGUGCGCCGGCGGGCACUCCGAGGCCAACACGACCGGCAGCCGAUGCCACUGCUCCAAGAGAAGAAAGAACAGAGUUAAGACGACGAUCCGCGUCCCGGCGGUGAGCUCGAAGAUCGCUGACAUCCCGGCGGACGAGUACUCGUGGAGGAAGUACGGGCAGAAGCCCAUCAAGGGAUCCCCUUACCCACGUGGCUACUACAAGUGCAGCACCGUGCGAGGGUGCCCUGCUCGGAAGCACGUGGAGCGCGCGCUGGACGACCCGGCGAUGCUGGUCGUGACCUACGAGGGCGAGCACCGGCACUCGCCGGGGCCGUCGCUGAUGGCGCCGUCGCCGCUGCCGAUGCCGAUGCCGAUGAGCGUGUCAGCCGGCAACGGGCAUGCCUAACUUACUACAGUAGCUUUUUUUUGUUGGUUGUUCUUCCCCUCCUCUUUGAGUGAGCGGGGCUUGGAUGGAUCUCGGUCAAUCUGAUGAUGAUGAUGUGGUUGUAAAGAAGAAGCAGAAAUAUUGUAGAAAGAGGGAGAGGGAACUCGAUGAUGGCAGAACAUUUUACAACUCUCCCGACUCAAUUUAGAUUUAGUUGGUUGCUCCA